Polistes canadensis is the source of this 2751-nucleotide messenger RNA. RefSeq names its product mucolipin-3-like. Gene Ontology annotation, molecular function: NAADP-sensitive calcium-release channel activity. The record is from RefSeq and is a predicted model, not a curated record. Bases 550 to 2475 code for a protein of 641 amino acids. Gene Ontology annotation, cellular component: plasma membrane; lysosomal membrane. Lineage: Eukaryota; Metazoa; Arthropoda; Insecta; Hymenoptera; Vespidae. The transcript is spliced from 3 exons.
CAUGCAUCAUAUUGGCGAGUACAGCCGACGCCGUACGAAGAUCGGCGAACGGGAUGCAAGAGGGGGUCACGUGACUGAUAUGCCUACAGUAACGAUCGCAGGAGAGCGCCACGAUCAGUUGAGCUUGCAGCGAGCAUUUGGAAGUAUUGCACUUGUUUGUAUUGUGUUGUAUUGUUGAAGUAGAAACUGUCAUUAACCUCAAACAUAUAUUACACUGAUUUAAAAAGAAGGGGUAAAAACUAAUCAUUAUUAGAAAAUUAAGUGAACAAAGAAAAGAAGAGAACCGAGAUACUAGGUUAUCACCCAACGAUUAUGUACCGUAUCAUUACGCAAAACGACGACGCAUGCGAGCCGCUUACACUUUCAUCGUCCACCGAUGAAUUGGACGCUAACUCAGCUGGUUGAAAUAAUAACGUCAACCACAUUACAUUACAACACGUAGUGCACAUUUAACUCUUAUUUAUACCAUCAGUACUAAAACAGCAAUAUCUAUUUCAAUAAAUUAUUUGCAAGAAUUUAUUAUAAUUAUAAAGUGACGAUUAUUAACUAAUGGAGGAAAAUAUGACAGAACAACAGAAAAGGAUUCAAGAGGAUGACUCUAACAAUGCUAUUGGUAAUAGUAUUCUUAGAAAUCAUUCUUGGAGUCAAGCGUUCGAUAGCGAAGAAGGGGACGAUGGAAAUGAAAAUGGACCACUUCGCGCUAGCUCAAGCUGCAAUCGACCAAUCGCAGAAGAAGAUGAUAGUUGUACCAUGACGACUAUCGCCGAGGAUAAAAUGAGGAGAAAGCUUAAAUUCUUUUUCAUGAAUCCAAUUGAAAAAUGGCAAGCCAAACGAAGAUUCCCAUACAAAUUCAUUGUGCAGGUCUUCAAAAUCGUAUUGGUCACCGUUCAAUUGUGCCUAUUUGCGCAUAACAAUUAUAUGCACGUUAAUUAUACAUGGGACAACCGUAUUACGUUUUCUCAUCUCUUUCUACGUGGAUGGGAUGCCACGCUUGAGGUACCUGCUUAUCCUCCAGCAACUGGCCCAUUAGCUCUCUACAAAAAGGAUGCAUUUUUCAGUACCAUUGAUUAUGCAUUAGCCGGUUAUUAUAAUCUUAGUAAUUCCAUUGGUUCUUAUUCGUACAACGCCGAGAAUAAUAUGCCAGGAACCGUGGAAUUAUGUUUGCAUCAAUAUAAAGAAAGCAUUAUAUUCGGCUUCAACGAAAGUUACGUCUUUGAUAAGGAGAUCUUAAAAACUUGUGUGAACAUAACUAAAGAGUGUCAUGACAAAUUCAAUAAGUCGAAAAAUUUAUUGUCUACGCAAAACGUAGAUGUGAAUUUCUCGGCUCUAGUAAUGGCAUAUUUAAAAUUUGCAGUUAAAACUGUUAAUCUCAAAGCUGCCGGUCCGAUGACACCACCAGAUUGUUACCAGUUCGAUAUUAAAAUCAUUUUUGAUAAUCGCGAUUUAGACGGACAAAUGUUAUUAUCCUUGGAUGCCGAGCCACAAAGAUUAUAUUGCAAGGGUGACACCCGUUAUAUAAUGGACAAUCAAAUCGAGUCCGCAUUAAGAACAUUAUUAAAUUUACUCGUCAUAUUUAUAUGUAGCGUAUCACUUGCCCUAUGCUCGAGAGCCAUUUACAGAGCGCAAUUGCUUAAACUCGAGACUAUGAAUUUCUUCAAAAAAACUUACGGAAAAGAGUUAAGUUUAGAAGGUAAAGUAGAAUUUUGGAAUCUUUGGUACAUAAUGAUAAUUAUCAACGAUCUCCUCAUCAUCAUCGGUUCCUCCAUAAAAGAACAAAUCGAGAGAAAAUAUUUUGGUAGCGAUCACUGGAACGUUUGUAGUAUAUUUUUAGGUACGGGUAAUUUAUUGGUAUGGUUUGGCGUAUUAAGAUACCUCGGCUUUUUCAAAACAUACAAUGUUGUUAUAUUGACAUUGAAAAAGGCUGCUCCCAAAGUAGCUAGGUUUUUAAUAUGCGCCAUAUUGAUAUACGCCGGUUUCACUUUUUGUGGCUGGUUAAUAUUAGGUCCGUAUCAUAUGAAAUUUCGAUCGCUCGCAACUACUUCCGAAUGUUUGUUUGCGCUUAUCAACGGUGACGACAUGUUCGCAACAUUUACCAUAACGUCGUUCAAAUCCCCGAUGCUGUGGUGGUACUCGAGAAUUUAUUUAUACACCUUCAUUUCUUUGUACAUUUACGUCGUAUUAAGUUUAUUUAUUUCUGUGAUAAUGGACGCCUAUGAUACGAUUAAAAUUUAUUAUCGAGAUGGCUUCCCCAAAAACGAUGUGCAAACUUUUAUAUCCGCUUGCACGGAUGAAGCAUCAAGCGGCCUCUUCAGAGACGGAUGCGAUAAAGGUGAUAUUACGGAGCUUAUUGAUAGGUUUUGUUGUUGUCGGAAAAGACCCUCUUAUGGUUCUUUCUCGGGAUCGAACACAGAUUUUUCUAUUAAAACUGAACAAACCUGUGGAGAAAGAGGAGGAACAGGAGCCAUCUGUGUAUAGUUCGUUAAGGGAUUAUUUUCCAAGCACAAAUUAUGGUUCCACUGUUACGUGAAUGAUUAUAAUUAAGGUUUAGAAAAAAUUCUUUUUUUUAAUAAUAUUAUUAUCUUAGGUAAUUAAAUUUCGUUUAGAUACAAAAAAAAAAUUUGUAACCUUUUGUGCAUUUAUCGUCAAUGCUAUAUUAUCAAAGUUUUAUUCAAUGGUGCUAAUAUUACAUAUGUAUUAUUAUGAUUCCACAGUAGAGUAAUAGAAAAUAUUAGAACGUUUUACUUUUAAUAA